GGUGGAGUUCCGGGCUCCGGGCUUCCCCUCCGCACUUCCCACUCGUUUUCGGGUCUCUUGCAUCCAGAUCCCCUGAAAUCCUUGACCCAUUUUUGCCCCUUUGGACCUUGUCUAAGUGACCCGUCUCCACCCAGCUUCUCCUGGUCCCUGCUCCCGGACCCCCGCCUAUCCAGCCUAUCAUCCCUCAGCCUUCAUCUUGAGCCUCCAGACGCUGCAGUUCGGAGCUUUCUGGUGUGCCAUGUGCUGCAGCCAGGAAGAGAGCAGUGGACCCCGCAGACUAGGGUCGGUGGGUGAGCGAGAAACAGGCCCAGACCUCGUCUUGUUUUCGGCUAGGGGUCGUUUUGUCCCAGAAUCAAGUACCUUAGCAUUUUCUUAGCCAUUCUUCUAGAAACGAUGCAGACCCUUGCCGGUAUGUAAGUAGGAAAGGGCAGAUUCGCCAACAACUCUGCCACAGUUUCCAGAGACUGCCACUCAUUCAGUAAACGGAGAUUUUGGAAAGCUCCCUUGGUAUUGAGACCAGGUGGCUAGACAGUUGGCCAGGAAGGCCUCUGUCGCCUUGCCAUGCACGCACAUUCAUAGUCUAGAAAUGGUGUGGCCUGGUGACUUUGUCGCUGUGUGUCUGGGUGAGCCAGGAGCCCUUUCUUGCUAAAACGCCUUCUUUAAAGACUUGGAACAAACCUGGGUUUUGUCGGCACAGUUCUGAGUUGAGGCUACCUUGCCUUGUGUCAGUGUCACUGAUCUAGAUGAGUGUGUGCACGGUGAGGUUGUGUGCACUAUUAGAUGCGCCUGGCUUGAAGUAGUAGAGGGGCCCUUUACUGUACAGCGUCGUGCUGCGUGUUGGGCUUGGGGUGCAGGACGCUGGAUCUUCAAACUCAUCCUCCAUCUAUCUGCCCGCAGUCAUUCCUUCUCUCCACCGUCUCCCAGUUUUUAAAAACGAUUUAAGAACAAAUCCAAAUAACAUUUCAGCUCUAAAUCAUCUGCAUUUAUUUCUGUCUGGAUCCCUUUUAAAAACCAUGGCUGCAGUCAGGUAUCUGUCAUUGCAUUUAUAACGGCUACAACAAUGCCACCACAUCACCAACAUGAAGAAGAGAAAUUCUUCCUUAAUGCCAAAGGCCAGAAGGAAACUUUACCCAGCAUCUGGGACUCACCUACCAAACAGCUGUCUGUUGUUGUGCCUUCCUACAACGAAGAGAAACGGUUGCCCGUGAUGAUGGAUGAAGCCCUGAACUACCUAGAAAAGAGACAGAAGCAGGACCCUAUGUUCACUUAUGAGGUGAUAGUAGUUGAUGAUGGCAGUCAAGACCAGACAUCACAGGUCGCUUUAAAAUACUGCCAGAAAUACGGAAGUGACAAAGUGCGAGUGAUAACGCUGGUUCAGAACCGUGGGAAAGGUGGUGCUGUGCGGAUGGGUGUGUUCAGUUCUCGAGGAGAGAAGAUCCUCAUGGCGGAUGCUGAUGGAGCCACAAAAUUUCCAGAUGUUGAAAAACUAGAAAAGGGGCUGAGUGAUCUCCGGCCGUGGCCUGAUCAAAUGGCCAUCGCCUGUGGGUCUCGAGCUCAUUUGGAGAAAGAAUCAAUUGCUCAGCGCUCUUACUUCCGUACUCUGCUUAUGUAUGGAUUCCAUUUCCUGGUGUGGUUCCUUUGUGUCAAAGGAAUCAGGGACACGCAGUGUGGGUUCAAAUUACUGACCCGAGAAGCAGCAGCCCGGACCUUCUCAUCUCUGCACAUCGAACGAUGGGCAUUUGAUGUAGAACUGCUAUACAUAGCACAAUUUCUUAAAAUUCCAAUAGCGGAAGUCGCCGUCAACUGGACUGAAAUUGAGGGUUCUAAGUUGGUUCCGUUUUGGAGCUGGCUCCAAAUGGGCAGAGAUUUGCUCUUCAUCCGACUGCGGUAUCUGCUGGGCGCCUGGAAGCUCGAGCGAACGAGGAAGAUGAGUUAGUUUGCUGCUGGGACUGGACUGCACUUUUACCUACGGUGUCAUGCAAUUUCACUUGAAAUCAGGAUUUUUCAAUGAAGCUGUGAUGGACCCAUCCUCACUAUCUGCAAACCAUGAGAUGUCUUUGGGGACAAAUAAAUUUUUACGUAUUUGUGUCAUAAGUUAGAUUUUCUUUUAUUUCGUAGUCUUUAUUUUGAUUCCUGUCAUUAAAGUUCUGAGAUGGACACUUUAAAACGGAAGACAAGAAAUGUCUUCAAGGUGCCUGUCCAGUUUUUACAAUCACUAUUAAAACAUACUCUGUAACAGUCACUUAACGAUGAAGUUGGCUAUAAGUUCAAAUACAGGAUUACCUGUGUCUCAGUGGCUUUAUUUAAUACUAGGAAUACUAGGAAAUGGCCACAAUCAUGUGAAUAAGUCUCUGUGUUGAAAGUAGCUACUUCCUUGUUCCAUUUGUUUCUCUAACUUUGCCUGUAUUGUGCUGUGCCGUCUCUCACCCCCAUAACCUUCCCCUCUGGGAUUUGUGUGGAAAUUCUGUUUGCUUUUCAUCCUUCAUUUUUUAUUGCUGGCUUCAAACAUUCUUGGGCAAUCCAGGCAAAACUAAACUGUAUCUCAACCCCUGGAAGUCUUUUAUCAAAAAUGUUUUAAAAUAAUGAUAAAUAUAUUUACUUAAUUCCAGAAUUAAGAUACUGAAGAGGCCAAUGCAAUUUUUUAAAAAAAGGAAUCUCCAACAACAACAACAAAAAAAACAAAACAAAAUUAAAUCAUUUCUGACAUCAUAGAGAAACUAAGCAUAAUAAAAGUUGUGAUAGUUUCUAUUUGAAAUACAUGUAGAACACACAUGUAUUUGUGGUUUGGGCUCCAGCAUCUGACUGACUGACUGAAAGAAUGGAACAUUUAGGAAGUGGCACUUAGAACAAGUUAGGGUACUGGGGGUGUACCCUUAAAGAGGAUAAUGAGAGCUGUGUGUGUGUGUGUGUGUGUGUUGUGUAGCUCCAUAUUUACCUCUAUAAAUACAGAAACAUCCAAGCUAAAAAUGUAGAAUAUAAUCAGAGGCACUAUGAGAAAAUGGCAAGUUGAUACCCAGAACCUGCUAACCUAACAGGCUGGAAUAACCCUGUCUCAAGCAAGGUGGAAAGGUGAAGGCACCUGAGAUUGUCUGUGUGAGCCUACCCUACCCUACAAAGAUGAAGAACAAGAAGUUUUAUUCUGUACGUAGCUUUCUCUGGCAUUGCCCUGGAAGGGGUGUCUGGUCACAGCCGCAGUUGGGUUCACACUUGGCACCCUCAGCCUUCUCUCUGGCCGUUGGGUCUGGGGCUCGUUGUAUAUGAUGUGGAGGCUUUGAGAGCUCACAUCCAGCACAUCCAGCAGUCAGAGAAAAACUCUCCAGUGGGUUCAAUGAAUGAAACUCAGGCAUCAAUUCUGUACAGCAAGGACUUUUCCUGGCUGAGCCAUCUUUCAAAAAGUUCUAGAUGUUAUCUUUUGUAAACAUACCCCAGUUCUCACAGGACAGCAGCCUGAGGCUGCCCCCUCCCUGUAGAAGGGACAUGAGUGUACGAUCUCCUCAUGUCGCACGUGAGCGAGUGAGGACACAUGUGCCUCCCCUGCCUGAUACGGGAACAUCUGGUGUCUUCAUGUUUUGUCCACACGCUACAGUUCCCCGUGAACUCCAGAAGGACCAUGAGAGGCAGAGGCUUGUGCCUUGGCUCUCUAUUCAGGCUGACAGGAGUUUGAUUGUGUGUCAGUCACUUUGUGUCCCCGGAUCUUCAGCUGUAAGACAGAAAUGAUAAUCUCACCAUGUGAGAUAUGAGCGGGGAUGUAGAGGUGCCUGCGCAGCACUCACCAAGUUCUGUGUCAGGGAACUGUCAUGGUGAGCCCUCAUCGACCCUUAUUGCUGAAUCAAGACCAUCUGCCUUUCUUCGGCUCAGUCCCUUCCUGUUUAUCAGCAGUGACCUCUCAUGCCGCAUUCUUUUUCUUACAAAUGCAGCCAGUUUAACAGUUAAGGUUUCUAUGCUCAAAACCCCAGUAGGUUCUGCACACAGUAGG
Messenger RNA from Chionomys nivalis (European snow vole), 3976 nucleotides. RefSeq names its product ALG5 dolichyl-phosphate beta-glucosyltransferase (gene Alg5). The transcript is spliced from 10 exons. The coding region runs from base 1061 to 1936 and encodes 291 amino acids. The record is from RefSeq and is a predicted model, not a curated record. NCBI's taxonomy places the organism in Eukaryota, Metazoa, Chordata, Mammalia, Rodentia, Cricetidae. Gene Ontology annotation, cellular component: endoplasmic reticulum membrane.